CUACUUCCGGUUCAAGCAAGGAAGUUUGCGGUAUCUAUGAAAAGCUCAGGGAACGAAGAUUAAUCUUUGUUAAUUUUUUUAUUUCAAUUAUUUGAAUUCUCAUGCAGCCUUAGAUGCUUAUUGUCUGUCUCUGACAUGGAUAUUGGGUUGAAAAGGCAGCAAGUCAGUUUGUGGCUGGAACAAUUGUAUGGUGAUGAAGUUGUACCUGAGUUUGAGCUGAAUGCUGACACAAUCUCCCACCUGUACCAACUCUCUACUCUAUGUAAAAAAAAUGACAAAAAUGUACAGUUACUUAUUGAUGACUUACAACAAAAAUGUGAAGAAUACAAUGCUGAAGCUCAGCGUUUAGCUGCUGUUCUGGGUCGUCUAAGCCUUGGACAAGAACAAUUUUCACAGUCUGGCUCCAGCAGUCUUUUGACUCUUGCAAAGCUCGGUGGAUCUCUUCAUGUAAAAGAUGCCUCAGAAACCAGCUAUUUCUUGGCAUUACAAGAACUGGAUGCUGAACUGGACCGUGUGGAAGAACAGCGGAGGGAGGAGGCAAAGCGUCUUAAGCAACUUACUGAGAAAUCACACACUGCCAUGGUCAAAGUCAACUCUCUGUGCAAAGCUUUUGAACUUGUAAGGCAGAGGACUGCUAUGGAAGUUCCACUAAUUGAAAAAAGGAGAAAUGACACGUUGUUUUUCAAGAAGAAAACUAAAGCGUAUGCAAUCGACUUGGCAAAACUUCAAACAAAUCAAGACAAAAUAGACCCUUCAGUGACGCAUGACAAGCUAGUCGAAGAAUCUGAGAGACUACAAAAGAUGAAAGCUGAUCUUGCACCCCUGAAAGAAGAGCUACAAUCAUACUUAUGUCUUCCCCCUGACUUAUCCGAAACAAAGAUCUUGAUAGAGCAGAAGAAACGAGAACUGAAUCAACUCGAGAAGGAGUUCGCCAAGAGUGUGGAUGUCAAUUUCACUUGAAGGCCUCUCUGUGUGCCUGCUGUUUAUGUCUUAGGUUCUGUCUCUGAGAGCCUUAUAAAUGAUAUAUCAUCAUUGUCAUGUCUGAACCUCUGUCUGCUUUGUAAUAUGAUAUUAGAGAUACAAAGUCUGGUUAUCACAAUGGUGAUAUGGGACUCAGUGCUUCACAGGCAGAUGACGGUUCAGCUCGCAAUGGUCUCUCUGUAGAUGUCUUCAUUCCUAUCGUUGCUCAGUCACGGGCAUGCUGUACACAAACAUCUUGCCUUUAUGUGUCGGCAGGAAGUGCACUGUAUAAAUUUGUACAUUGCAGGACUAAAUCUAUAUUUGUAAUUUAAAAAGUGUCUGCAUACAGAUACAGCACACACAGGAGAUGUAUUGAUAAUGCUUAAAAACAAAACAUGUCUGUAUUUUACUGCCAAAGUUUAGUUUCAUGUACUGUUCAAGAUAUUUCUCUGUAAAAGAUAGGUUUGUACUCAGCAAGAACUUUGUAAAAUAGUUAAAACUGUCUAAGAAAAGGUAGUGCUUUGUUAGUUUGAGGAAAAAAUAUUUUGUUGGGUUUUUUUGUGUGUGUGUCUUCUAAUAGUAAUAGGGACCAAUAGCUGUAUUUGUACUUGAUUAUCAAUAUAAAGUACAGCAUAGCUGUCAUAGUAACUCUUCAAAGGCUGGGUCUAGGAUGCUUUCUCUGCUGAUGUUAUGUGUUCAGUUUCAAAGUGCAUUGUCGGGUUUGCAUUUAAUGUUUUGUCGUGCAACUGGUCAAAAUGAGCCUAGAGUUGAAUAGUGUUCUUUGCAAAUGACUUGUGUAGGUCUUUUUUUGCAUAUUGAGAACCUUUUCUAAAGGUGCUUCUACUUUAAGCAAAUGAACAAGCAUAAGAAAUAUAAAUGCAAGGUUCUACAACAAUUUCUGUUUGUAGAGCAGUUUUACAGCUUUUUUUUUUUUACCCCUGAACUUGAAUUUAAUUUUAUUGUGUCUAACGCAAGAUAACAAGGUCUAUUUUGUUUUCUGUUGAAACUGUUUGUUGAGACACAUACUCAGCUGUGAAAAGUUUGAAAAUUAGUGAGCGCAGAAGAAUCACAAAUAAUGAGAAAUGGGACGUGUUCAUGUCUGUGAUCUGGAUUAUACCUCUUCAGUGUCAUGCCCAAUUCAUCAUGUUGAUAGUUUGGGGCUGGGAGUGGAAAGGGUCUGUUUGGGAUUUAUGACUAGAUAAAAUCAGUUUUAUAUUCUAUGUAUGUACUAUUACUACUAUUCUUUACUUCCAGCAAACCUGAAGGUUUUAUUAUUGUUUCCUGUCCUAGCACAGUUGUGUUGCGUAGGUUUGAGUUUGUUUUUUUAAACUGUGACGAGGAAUUGACUCUGUGUCUAGUGACUCGUGUUUGGAUAGUUGUUUUACGAAGUAGAAAUUGAGUUUUCUAGUUGUUACUUGGUUCAGGGCUAGCUCCUGAAAUGUUGUGAAGGAAGGUACAGAUGUGUGUGUAUGAGUAUGAGAGAGAGAGAGAGAGAACCCCACUGUUGAUUGUUAGUGCUGACAAAAGAAUGUUGAUGCUUGUACUUGUAUCUUAAUGGUAAAGGAUUUAAUUGGUUUUAAGCAUAUUCCUGUCAUUAUGCUUGAAAAUGUGUUUGUGGUAUCAUGUACAGAUAAUAAAUUUAUACUUGUUGAGUUCCAUGCCAUAA
Molecule: messenger RNA, 2626 nt
Organism: Aplysia californica (California sea hare)
Lineage: Eukaryota; Metazoa; Mollusca; Gastropoda; Aplysiida; Aplysiidae
Product: HAUS augmin-like complex subunit 1
Exons: 9
Coding region: 136-960 (274 amino acids)
Biological process (GO): spindle assembly; centrosome cycle
Cellular component (GO): cytosol; HAUS complex
Source: RefSeq, a predicted model, not a curated record